AUGGCUGAACGAUUCGUUGAAGAAGGGGAAGCAUCAUCUGAGGCUCAAGCAUUCCACUCUGAUGAGUAUGAAGGAGCAUCGGCACCAGGUGGAGCUAGCGACAUCAGAAUUGAAGAUGUUUUCGCUGACAUUGCAAGAAAAUUCACGUCGUUCAUUCAUUUCAAAAUGUUUGCCUUAUCUGGAAAUGGUCUCGGGCUCAGUGCUGGAGAAGUUUCAACAAUCAUUGCAGACAAUCCUGAUUCUGUUGAAGAUAAAAAGUUUGGAAUGCUUGAUCUUUGGAAAGAAAAAAAUGGAACGAGGGCAUCACCGACUCAUAUAGCAGAGAUUAUCAAGCAAUAUUUCAGGCAAGAGAGAGGUUGUGUCACUGGUUCAAGAAUCGAGGAUGCUUUCCUAGCAGUUCCUAAAGUCUUCGACAACGCUGCACUGUUCCAAAGAUUCGCAUUGUCUGGGAAAGGUUUAUUGCUCAGUAUGCACGAGGUUGGAAACAUAAAAGAAAAUGCAAAAAAUGUGGAAGAGAGGAAUCUGGAUUUGCUCGUUUUGUGGAAAUUGAAAACUGGAGAUUCAGCAACAACUGAAAAAAUCUGGCAACUAGUAAAUGCUUUCCUGGAUGAAAGAGGAGAAUCUCACCCAGAUCAGCCUCCACUGCAUCCUCGUCCAAUGGAACUUCCUGUAGCUGAGGAGAGAGCGGGUGACGCUGAACCACUCAGACCUGAUGCUGAACCAUCUCAGGCUGAUCCAAGACCAGUAAGGCAGGAACCUGCUGAACGAUUCGUAGAAGAAGGGGAAGCGUCAUCUAAGGCUCAGCCGUUCCACUCUGAUGAGUUUGAAGGAGCAUCGGCACUAGAUGGAGCUAAUCAGUCUCCUCUGCAUCCUCGUCCAAUGGAACCUCCUGUAGAUGAGGAGAGAGCGGGUGACGCUGAACCACUCAGACCUGAUGUUGAACCACUCAGAUCUGGUGCUGAACCACUCAGACCUGAUGCUGAAACAUCUCAGGCUGAUCCAAGGCCAGUAAGGCAGGAACCUGCUGAAAGAUUCGUAGAAGAAGGGGAAGCGUCAUCUAAGGCUCAACCGUUCCACUCUAAUGAGUCUGAAGGAGCAUUGGCACCAGGUGGAGCUAUUCAAAUCAGUUCCGAAGUUUCAGCUGUACUUGGAUCUCAAGGAGCAAGAAAGCCUGUAUCAGUUUCAUUUCCAAAAGGGAAGUUUGAUCGAGCUCACUUUGGGGAUCAACAUAUUGCGACUCAAAAUAUAACGAACUACUAUGGUCCUGUGGUUAAUCAAGAUUCUGCUCAACAAAAUCGAAAAGGUGCACCGGGUGCUAUGAAAGCUGCUGUAGGUUUGGGUGAAGACGAUGAAAAGGUUCAGAUAUUCAAGAAAGAAAUCAACGAUUUUAACGAGGAAAAAUGCACAGCCAGCUUCAACUAUCGGAUGUCUUACAACUCCGAAAAUCAAGCAUUCAGCCUCGUACAGUGGAUUAACUGUGCUGAUACUGUACAAAAACCUCAAUCCCAAAAAAAUGACCGACAUCCUGCUUCUCGUCUGCUGAAUACCAUGAAAUCAGAGCAUAUGAGAGCAGGUGGAAGAGAGGAUGUAUCCAUUUACGAAGUUUCAACAGGUUGA
Messenger RNA from Styela clava, 1617 nucleotides. Lineage: Eukaryota; Metazoa; Chordata; Ascidiacea; Stolidobranchia; Styelidae. The record is from RefSeq and is a predicted model, not a curated record.